UCUUGCCGACGAGGAUGCAAUUAUACAUUGUCCCUCGCUUCAAACAACGUUACAUUUUCUUUUGCCCUGAUACUACUUCAAUUAUCUCUACGCUCGAUUUUUUAAGAGUUUCUGAUAUUUUAGUCAUUUUAUGGCCAACUGAAACAACAAAUUUAAAUAUUGCGCAUAGUCGCUUAUUGGAUGUUAUUACUGCGCAUGGAUUCCCACCAACAUUUAAUCUGGUUUCAACACUUCCUGCUUCUGGAAAACAACGUGAUUCAACACGAAAAGCGCUUGAGAAGCUUAUGGCGCCUUGGGCAAAAGACUCUCGAAUCUACGAUUUACAAGGUGGCAGUCCUCUUCAAAUUCUUCGACAAAUUUCUACUACACGCAAAGUCCGCUCGAAUCUACAAAAAUUAAGGCCUUACUUAAUUACUGAAAAUGUUCAAAUAAUUAAAACUGAAGACAAUUCAGAUUCUUUCUCCCUUCUCAUUUCUGGUUAUUUAAAUGGUGCUCCUUUAAAUGUUAAUGGGCUGGUUCACAUUUCUGGUUGUGGUGAUUUCCAAUUGAGUCAAGUUGUAUUUGAGAAUGAUCCGCAUCCAUUAAAACAAUCCAAGGCAGAAUCAAUGGAAAUACUCAGAGCUAUUAAAGCCGACCCUUUAAAGCAAACACAGCUUGAUAGUGAGAUUAUUCAGGAUCCAAUGAAUAUUGAUCAACCGGAGAUGGAUGAAAAUGAAGAAAAAUACGCAGUUCCGAAGGUAAAGCUUCCAGAAGGGACUUCAGAGUACCAGGCUAGCUGGUUAAUUGAUGAUGAUUAUGAAGAGGAUGAUGAUGAGGAGGAAGAGUCUGAUGAGUGUGAUUCUGUUGAAGACGAAGACAAUGGAAACGACUUGCAUGGAACGGAAAAUGGUUUCUGUGCACAGAUGGAGGAUGAAAAUUUUUCUCAAAAUGGAGGUGAUUCUCAUUCUGUCGUUGAGAGUGCCACAAUGGACGAAUCAAUUGAUCUGAACGACAUUGAUAUUAAUGAUGAUCAUCAGAAAGAGUUAUUUAAAAAGGAACGUGAAAAUCGUCAAUGGCCUGAUGAGGUCGAAGCACCUGAGGGAAUGAAUGCACGUGAUAGGUUUAAACGUUAUCGAGGACUGAAAAGUUUUAGAACAAGUCCGUGGGAUCCAAAAGAGAAUUUAACAAAAGAUUAUGCACGGAUCUAUAAAAUUGUAAAUUUCAAAAGAACGAGGAAACUUGCGCUUGAGGCAGCAAAACAAUCGUUUCAGGCAGCUGAUGAGGGUGACGAACAGUUUUGUACUCCUGGUGCUUACAUUACAUUGUGUGUCAAAGAUGUGCCUAGUUCAUACGAAAACCAUAUUUCUUCCACACAUUCUCCUUUAAUUGUUUUUGGUCUACUCAAAAAUGAACAUAGAAUGUCCACCUUAAAUAUGAUUUUACAUCGAUAUCCAUCAUUCAAUAAGCCUGUCAAGAAUAAGGAAGAAUUACUCUUUCAAGUUGGAUGUCGUCUUUUUACUGCAAAUCCUGUAUUUUCACAACAUACAAAUGGAAAGAAGUUUAAGAUGGAACGUUUUAUGCCUUCAUCUGGAGCAUUUUGUGCUACUGUUUUUGCCCCAAUCACCUUUCCACCCUCAAAUGUUUUAGUUUUCCGGCAAUGUUCCCCUGAAAAACUUCAAUUAAUAGCAAAAGGAAUUGUUCUUGAUUCAAAUCCUGACAGAAUUAUUCUCAAACGUGUCCGGCUCUCCGGGCAUCCAUUUAAAGUAAAUAAAAGGACAGCGGUUGUGAGGUAUAUGUUCUUUAAUAGAGAGGAUAUAGAGUGGUUUAAACCCGUUGAGUUAUACACACAUAGUGGAAGGCAUGGACGUAUUAAACAACCAUUAGGUACUCAUGGCUUGAUGAAAUGUGUUUUUGAUCGUCCAUUGAGUGUGCAAGACUCAGUUUUAAUGAAUUUAUACAAAAGAGUUUUUCCAAAGUGGACAUAUAAUGCCGAAACUAGAGGAAAACAAUUUUGCAUUUCUGAUGAAGCAGAUGAUACAUUAGAAGAAGAAUGGUCAGGAAAGAAGGACAAAAAAAUGGAAACUAUGCAACACGCUCGCUCUAGAGCAAUUGUUUUGCAGGAUUUUGAAAGUUUACUGAAUGAUCUAAACUCACGGAAGGAUAAAUUUAUUGGGAAUAAUUAUGUCAAAUGUCAGGGUGGUUCGGAUAAUACUUUUGAUAACAUUUCAUUCGACUUAUCUGGUGAUAAGCUGACAGAUUCAAUAACUACAAUUUUUUCAGACAUUCUUAUUUCUGCUAAUAAUUUAAUUCAAACGUCCCAGGAAUUAUUUGAAUCAAUUUCUAUGUAUGAUGAAGAUAAUGAGGGUAGUUCGGUUCUCGAAACAAUUGUUGAGUUUUUACCAUUUUUACAAAAGCUUGAGCAGUUUGUCUAUACAACGAGUGAAUUAACUAAAAAUUUACUACUUCAAAUCCAUGGAUUUUUAACUUUUGGUCGAAAUGAAAUCAAAAAUCAUCGGGCAGAUCAAUUGCCACUAACAAGGAUGUGGAGAACACUUGGCGACCUUUUAUCAACAUUUGCUGUUCUUGAUGCUUUGAUUUUAUCACAUCCUUUCCUUCGUGAACAUUGGGCUGUUUUAUUACGUUCUGUUCGUUUGGUGCAAUUUAAUCCAGCUCAAUUUGAUUUGGAAGGACUUUCUACUGGUCGUUUACAACACUUAAAUGCUUUAAUUGAAAGGCUAGAUUUAGUUUUAAUGAAUGGAAAGAUUUUAACGAAUACUUGUAUUAAACUUACACGAUUCGACCAACUUUCGUCAGAUCGUCAAUUUAUGGAACGUUUUCGUCUAGCAAUAAUGCAAAUGUUAACUAAUUGGGAAAAACAUAUAAAUUCUUCAGAAAAUGCAAUUCCCGAUAAAAAGAGGCUUAUUUGUUUAUUAACAUUAUCCAAAUUAUUUCAUCAUUUAUUACCUGAACGACAAAAACCUGACAAAAAAAUUAUUUCAAAAUUAUUGGGAAUAAACAAAAAUUUAAUUUCUUUCCAUUUAUUUGCUGAUUUGUUGUUUAUACCUUUUGAUUUUAUUUUAAAAGAAAUACUUGGCGCUAGUAAAGUUGUGGACAAAAAAGUUUCUUCUACAAUAGAAAUUGCAAAAGGAUGUCAAUUAAACAAACUUUUGGAAAAUCUUUACAAAUAUGUUCAAACAUUUUCACUAAAUUUAAAUGAUUGGCAAAAGAGAAUGCAAGAAGAAGAGAAGGGAUCCACUCCUGAUUAUUUAAAAUUUUGUGAUUUAUUUAUUGAAGGUAUUCAUAUGGGAGAAAAGUUGAAUAGAUUACUUAAAUAUAUUUUAAAUAUUCAUUUGGCUGAACAAAAACCAAUUUCGAAAGCUAAUGUUAGGCUAAUAUUUGUGCUUAUUCAAUUUGUUAAGACCAUUUCAAAUACUUUUACCUCUAAUUGGAAUUCUAUACUCGAAGCAAUUAAUUAUGGUUGUGUUCAUCUUUCUGCUUCUAUUCUUUCAAUUUUACAAUCAAUUAUUCAAUCAAAUGGAGAAUCCAAACAGCCAUUCUUUGCUAAUUCAAUUUUAAAUUCUGCUAUUUCAUUGAGUCAACCAGUUGGUAGAAAGGCAUUAAUUGUUGCUGGAGUGUCUUUGGAAUUGGCAAAUUAUCAAAAAACGUUGCGAGGAAAUGACGUCCAAAUAGACGAAACACUGAAAAAACUCGAUAUUCUCUGCAAUUUUGGUCAUGUACUUUCAAAUUCUACUGAUCUUUCCUUUUUGUAUUGGCAUCGACUUUCACUUAUGCAAGCUUUUUGUGAAGAUUUAAUUCAGGAACAAAUAACUGAUUUUUCGAAUGAAGAUUUACCUAGAACUAUAACUGACUUUUUCAGUGCAAUUAAUGAAUGUGGCCGUUUAAUAAUUUCUGUCAAACAUUGUGAUCAACAAACUUUUCUUCAAACAUUUAGCAAUGAAUUGUUUUUAAUUAUUACAAAUAAUUUUCUUUCAAAACUUUGUACCGAAAUUGAAAAUGAUCUUAGACUUUCUUAUCAUCAACAACAAAGUUCUUCUUUUGAACAAUUAGAAAAAGUGUUUUCCACACAAAAUCCUUUACAACAAGAAGAGAAACCUUUAAAUAAACUUUUAUUAAAUUUACUUCAAAUUCCUAAGAUUAAACUUGGAAAUAGAAUAAUUGUUGUUUUUGAUUAUGUCACAAAUUAUUUAUCCUCUACAUUUUAUAAUUUUUCUGUUAUUGCUUUACACGAUUCUGAAGCUUAUAAUCGAAUGAGAAUUUUAGCUAAACAUAGAUACGGGUUGAAUUUGGAAGAUUAUCAAUUACCAACUAGAUGUGUUGAUCAAGGUCUAGAUUUAAUUACUUUAAUGAGUGAAGAGAAAAUGAGUAAAUUUUUGGAGGAUUAUUGCUAUGAUUUAGAUGAACAGAUAAAUACUUCAUAUAAAUAUAUGCGUUCUCAAUUUCAACUGCUUUCUCGCUGCCUUUCUGAUGAAAAACUUAAAUCAACAUUAAUUCGUGAAAUUUGUUUUUAUCGAGAUUCAAUUGACCAAUUAGAACAAAUGUAUCCAAUGGAAAGAGCUGAGAAAAUGACAAAUAGUUUAAAACGUUAUUGCCAUAAAAUUGGUGGUGGACCUUCUUUAAAUAUUGUUGAAAGAUUAAGGAUUUUGAUAGUAAGAAUAGGAAAUAUGAUUGGCCUUUUACGCAUGUUUCGUUCGGGGAUUUUGGAAACUUUUGCACCAAAUAUAACCUUUGGAUUUAAGCAUAAAGAAUCAAUGUCUGAUUUAAUAAAUAAUUUUGACAAAAAUUCAAUUCAAAAUAAUUGUGCAAAAUUGUGUGAUAAAAUAUCUUCAAAUAUUACUGGUUAUUUAACUUCAAAUAAUGAUUCUAUUGAGCUUUUAACUUCAAUGUUUGCCAAAGAAUUUCGAGGAAAUAAUAAAUUUGCUCAUUUAAGAGAUUUUUUUAUUUUAAUUCCAACACUUAUGAUUGUCCAAAUUGAAUAUAUUUCUAAAUGUAGAGCUCGUUUAAGUAACAAAAAGAUGUCAUUGAAUGAAGAUUUGGCUGUUGCUGGAAGUUUUAAUGAACAAUUUAUUUUUGUUGAAGAUGGAUUUAGUAUUGGUAUUGCCUAUGUGCUUACUUUACUUAAUCAACAAUUCUUUUUCAAUUCACUUAAUUGGUUUGACUCUGUAUUUAACAAAAUUCAUUCUGAAGUAAUUAAAUGCAAAAAUGAACAGAAAUUAGCUUUAAAAGCAAAAGAUGAAUCUUUGGCAAGACUUUUAGCACUCAAACAAAGCCAACUUAAUGAACAAUUGGAAGAAUUCAAACGUUUAAUGUAUUCAUUAAAUUCUGCCCUUACAUUUUUGCAAGCAAAUGAAGUUUGUGAUGAAAAUAUUGAAGAGACGUAUUUAGAUGAUUUUUAG
Meloidogyne enterolobii is the source of this 5393-nucleotide messenger RNA. Lineage: Eukaryota; Metazoa; Nematoda; Chromadorea; Rhabditida; Meloidogynidae. The record is from the annotation of a GenBank genome assembly.